UAAUAAAUACUGGGAUAAGAAGAUUGAUCAUCAACAUUUAAAUGGGGUAAUAUAUUUUGGAAUGUUCGGAGUAUAAUGUUGUUCAACUGCUCAUCGUUAUCCCACGGUUUCCGCUAUGAACUUCUAGAAACACAUUGAUGAGCUGGAAAGCCGCUUGGAAGAUGAGAAGCGUGCAAGCAGGCAAGCACAGGAUGAACUUCUGAGCCAUCUUUCCAAAGACGUGCAGACAUCAGGGACUCAAACGGAAAGUGAGAUAUCGGUCCCAUCCUCAGCCAGCUCUGAGGAAAUCUUCUAUGACGCACUCUCCACCAUCGAUGACGACCAAGCACCAGAUGUCUCUGAGGAGAUCUUCUAUGAUGCCCUUACCACCAUUGAUGACAACCAAUCAGGAGCUAGAACUAAGGAGAUCUUCUAUGACGCCCUCUCGACAAGCCCGAUGAAGAUUCCCCCAGUGUUCAUUGACGCUGUUGGUGCACUAGAGUUUGAUGAAGUGAAACGAUUUGUGCCCUGGUCAUCUUUGAGGCUAGACAGGUUUUUGGACAAGGUUAUCGAAAUGUCAAACAGUGACCUCGAUGCAGCAAAGGCUACUCCAAAGUCCAAAGGCAAGGCUAAAGCUGGCACCAUCGUGACACGCAUGCGUGACCUUGUUCCAUUUCGUGAGCCGAAUGGUUCAAUCGAACUUGGAAGUGGAACUGCCGGGACCGUCUAUCUUUUCCGCCACGCCAAGACCAAUGAGCCAGUGGCCCUCAAGGUCAUCGCUCUUCCUCCUUGGAGCGAUGACGACAGUAAGAAAUCUGCAAUCGAGAAGCUCCAGAAUGAAAUGAAAAUCCUCCAGAGGUUGGGAUGCAUGGAGUGGUUCCCGGAGUUCUAUGGAUGCUGCAAGGUUCGUAAGGACGUGGUCGGCAUUGCUAUGGAGUUCUGCGGGGAUGUAGAAAAAGGCGAGAGCUAUUCAAUCUUGAAUUGCAUAGAUGGCAAGGGCCCCAAGCUGGACAAAGACGCCUGGAUGAAUGUCAUGUUGGAUUUAGCAGAUGGACUCACAGUGAUGCACAAGAAGGGCUUCUUGUGCAAUGAUCUCAAGGAGGAUAAUGUGCUCCUGGUGAAGUCUGGAGAAGAGUGGCGAGCUAAGAUCAUUGAUUUCGGAUGGUCCAGCGAUAUGAACAUGCUCUUCCCAGCCUGGAUGCCCUUCACAGCCAGGCAAAAGCAUGACUACAAGUAUAGUCAGGCAUACAACUACAUUGCUCCUGAGUGUGCUCUCAAAGGAAAGGGUUUCUCCGAAAGCAGUGACAUUUAUUCCUUGGGAAGACUUGCAGCCUUCGUUGGCCAGGAGAUUCCCGGUCUGAAAGAACUUGGGGACUAUGGUUUCAACAUCUACUCCUGCGCCCGAGGGAAGAGGCCAUCACUUCAGGAGUUCAGCCAGGAGAUUAGCUAUCUGAGAUCUCGUUCCAAUGAGAGUGAUUCAGACGAAGACCUUGUAUGAACGACCAGUGGAAAGACGCCCG
This is a messenger RNA of Strongylocentrotus purpuratus (purple sea urchin), 1499 nucleotides long. Its product is annotated as serine/threonine-protein kinase BCK1/SLK1/SSP31-like. NCBI's taxonomy places the organism in Eukaryota, Metazoa, Echinodermata, Echinoidea, Camarodonta, Strongylocentrotidae. Bases 437 to 1477 code for a protein of 346 amino acids. The transcript is spliced from 3 exons. Gene Ontology annotation, molecular function: ATP binding; protein serine/threonine kinase activity. Gene Ontology annotation, cellular component: cytoplasm. Gene Ontology annotation, biological process: autophagy; peptidyl-serine phosphorylation. The record is from RefSeq and is a predicted model, not a curated record.